Messenger RNA from Medicago truncatula (barrel medic), 1794 nucleotides. Its product is annotated as protein disulfide-isomerase 5-4. Gene Ontology annotation, cellular component: endoplasmic reticulum; COPII-coated ER to Golgi transport vesicle. The record is from RefSeq and is a predicted model, not a curated record. NCBI's taxonomy places the organism in Eukaryota, Viridiplantae, Streptophyta, Magnoliopsida, Fabales, Fabaceae. Bases 161 to 1594 code for a protein of 477 amino acids. The transcript is spliced from 15 exons.
GAAUAAUCAGAACAUUUUCGUGAGAGAGAGAGAGAGAGAGAGAGGGAGAGAAGAAACGGAAACAGUAAUAAGCUACUUCUGAAGGAAGAAGAGGUAGCUACUUGCGUUGGAUCUACAAUCUCAAUUUCAAUCAAUCUCCGUUACUUUCUUCUUCGCCACCAUGCUUUCUGCUAGCAAACUCAAAUCCGUUGAUUUUUACAGAAAAAUCCCAAGAGAUUUGACCGAGGCGUCGUUGUCGGGAGCAGGAUUAUCCAUUCUGGCGGCUCUCGCCAUGAUGUUUUUGUUUGGAAUGGAACUUAGUAAUUAUUUUGCUGUUACCACCUCUACAUCGGUGAUUGUUGACAAAAGUUCUGAUGGUGACUUUUUGCGCAUCGAUUUCAAUUUCAGUUUUCCUGCACUCUCAUGCGAAUUUGCAUCGGUUGAUGUGAGUGACGUGCUGGGAACAAACAGGCUCAAUAUAACAAAAACGGUUCGUAAGUUUUCUAUUGAUUCAAAGUUAAGGCCCACUGGCUCCGAGUUUCAUUCGGGAACGAUUGCAAAUGCUGUUAAGCAUGACGAUGAAGUAGACACAGACUUUGUUGAAGGUUCUUUGCCACUCACAUCACAGCACUUUGAUAAAUAUGUUCAGCUGUUUCCAAUCACAGUUGUAAAUUUUUAUGCACCUUGGUGUUCCUGGUGCCAACGUUUGAAACCUUCAUGGGAGAAGGCGGCUAAAAUAAUGAGAGAGAGAUAUGAUCCAGAAAUGGAUGGGCGUAUUCUUUUGGCAAAGGUAGAUUGCACUCAAGAAGGUGAUUUAUGCAGGAGGCAUCACAUACAAGGGUAUCCGUCUAUUCGCAUCUUUCGGAAAGGAAGUGAUGUCAGAAGCGACCAUGGACAUCAUGAACAUGAGUCCUAUUAUGGAGACCGUGAUACAGAAAGCCUAGUCAAGACCAUGGAGACUUUAGUGGCAUCUCUCCCAACAGGAUCUCAACAUCUAGCUUUGGAGGAUAAAUCCAAUGGAACAAAAAGACCAGCACCGUCAACCGGUGGAUGUAGAGUUGAGGGAUAUGUGCGUGUGAAAAAGGUUCCAGGAAGCUUGGUUGUCUCAGCUAGAUCAGAUGCACAUUCAUUUGAUGCUUCUCAAAUGAACAUGUCACAUGUCAUCAACCAUCUAUCUUUUGGAAAAAAAGUGACACCUAGAGCCAUGAUUGAUGUGAAGCAUUGGAUACCAUACUUAGGUAUUAACCAUGACAGGCUGAAUGGACGGUCAUUUAUCAACACUCGUGAUUUGGAAGGGAAUGUUACUAUAGAGCAUUAUAUUCAGGUAGUUAAAACAGAGGUAAUAACCAGAAAAGGUUAUAAAUUAAUCGAAGAGUACGAGUACACAGCACACAGCAGUGUGGCACACAGCGUGAACAUUCCUGUUGCAAGGUUCCAUCUUGAGCUCUCCCCUAUGCAGGUCUUAAUAACAGAAAACCAGAAGUCUUUUUCACAUUUUAUUACAAAUGUCUGUGCUAUCAUUGGGGGUGUUUUCACGGUAGCUGGAAUCCUUGACUCGAUUCUGCAUAACACCAUUAAGGCAAUGAAAAAAAUUGAGAUUGGCAAGAAUUUUUGAUAGAUAGGCGAAAAUUUUGUAUAGCACAAUGCUUCUAAUUUUGUUAUAACCAGUUUCCUUGGGAGUUAUGUAGUACUUUGAUUUAUAUAGAUAUGUUCUAAAUCAUACAAAUGUACUUUUCUAGUUGAUACUUCAGUAAAAUGAUAAUCACAGUUUACAAGGAUAAGGGUUUCAAGGUGCAUAAUGCACUGAACUGAUAA